Messenger RNA from Babesia bovis T2Bo, 696 nucleotides. RefSeq names its product Casein kinase substrate phosphoprotein PP28 family protein. Bases 170 to 661 code for a protein of 163 amino acids. Lineage: Eukaryota; Apicomplexa; Aconoidasida; Piroplasmida; Babesiidae. The transcript has 3 exons. The record is from RefSeq and is a predicted model, not a curated record. Gene Ontology annotation, cellular component: cytosol. Gene Ontology annotation, molecular function: RNA binding.
UUGCUACGCCGCCCGCUGUCGGGAUAAAAGGUGUGUCGCUAUACGCAGUACACGCGCCUGUGGUUGUAAAAUAAUUUGCCAAAACAAAAGUAGUCGUUAUUUGCUUUUGUUGUCUUUGAGAAUAGUUAAUUUAAAAUUCAUUAUUAAAUAAACUUUGGAUACGGUGAAGAUGCAACGUAAAAGAGGAAGUUCUAAGAAGUACACCGCCAAAGGAAGAUCGCGAUAUGUUGCAACGGAGGACGAAAUCAUCGCACGAAACGCCGAAAUGAAUAGCAGGGACUCUAACGAGGAAUCAUCCGAUAAUGAUUCAGAUGAGCCAGAACAGCCAGAACGUCACACCUCUACCCAGAAACAGAUGAAGACUAUGCCAUCUUCUUCUUCAGAAGACGAAGAAGAAGAUAGCUCUUCGAGCGAGUUUGAAAUAUGCAACCCAAAUCGUAAUCCUAGACCAAUAGAGAAAACGGGUGUCGUAGAAUUAUCACGUCGUGAAAGGGAAGAAUUGCAACGCCAAAACUUUGAAAGGCAAAAAAUGACGCUAAUGGCACAAGGAAAAUUAAAGUCUGCACAAGCUGAUCUUGCACGACUCGCUGAAAUUCGUAAACAAAGAGAGGCAGCUUUGGCACGUAAGAUGGAACAAAUGUCUCUGAAGGAAAACCAGUAGAUAACACUCAACAGAUUAUAUUCAUUGCUAUCUCA